GUUGUUGCCGUUUGCAGUAAGUUGUAGUUAUCACCAAGGAAUCGGUAACUACACAUACCGACAUACCGUGAUUAUGAGACCGACCGAAGUUGGCCAAGCUGUUUUGCCAGCCGUUCGUCUACACCAGUGGGCGCUUCGUUCGUUAACAGCUGCUUGCCGUCUUGGUGGUCGGUUACUGUCGAAUCCGCUUGUGUCGUAUUGUAGCGUAGAGUCUUCACCGUGUAUGUAAUUCGUUGUCUAAUCGUUUUAGUCGUCAUCGUUGGUUUGCCAAUAUCUGUCUUUAAACAUUGUCAGAGUUCGUUGUGCCGAUUUUUCGAUUUUUCGAUUUUUUUUUUUUUUUUUUUAUUAAAGUGUGUUUAUGUUAUGUGAAUUAAUAAUUUAUCGUGUUUAUAUUAGUAAGUGUGUUUGAUUAUUGUCUCUUUCCGCGUGUGUGUGAUGUCUCUAUGUCCGUUCAAGAAGACUUUUUCUCUCGUGCACUUAGAACAUUUUCCAGUAACUGCGUGCAGUGGUAAUUAUCGGAACCACCCAACUGUCUUUGCAGAAUGUCAUUUGAUUCCCAAUUUAACAUGCAGAUAUUUUAAACUGGUUUGAAAUAUUAUCAAAAACAUUAAAAUGUGGUCUAAAUAUAAUCUUGGUGAAAAGAAGAACAUCUUUUUUAACCAUGAAGUACAUUUCAAAAAAGACAUAGAAACAGUUAUACAAACAAACAGUAAUAUGUUUUCUAGACAAUGUACUGUAGUGUUGGGCCCUGCUAUUAAUUUGGAUAAAUUGAAGAAGUAUGCUAGAAAAGCUCCAGAGGAAUUUACCUUUGGACUGAACCAAAGAUACCCCAAACGAAGAAAACCUAAUGAUUAUCAAGAUGGAUAUAGUGAUUAUUUAGGACCAUUUGAUUAUGAUCAUCUAACUAGCAAAUCAAUUAGAAACUUAUGUAAAUAUAAAAAGUUUUGUCAUAGAAAAUUGUUUAAAACUUCAUACAAAUAUUCAAAAUUGAAUCCAGAUAUUGUUAUAGAUUUUAUCAAGAUUCCAUCUAUACAUAAACUCACUAAGCUACUGGAUUUAAUGUAUAAUGAUUCUUUACAUCGCCUGUGCUCAAAUGAUUUAGGGGGACGUGAAAAAAAGAUUAUUCAAAUGUCCAAAGAACUUAAAACGUUUUUAUUUGAUUUAUGUUAUCAUAAAUUCCUUACAUUUUGGGGACCUGAAUUAGAGUUUGCUAAAAGUAAAUUGGAUUUAUUUGUCUUGAAAGAAUACAAGCGACUCAGACGUUCAUAUAUUAAAAAUGCAAGAGCUAAUACAACUGUAGAUAGCCCGAACUUAAGAAAAUUUAUAAUGUGCAAUGGCGGUUUGAUAAGGUAUGCUAAGAAACCACAAAUAGUUAGAUGUUUUUAUAUAAUUAAUACCUUCUGCUCAAUCCUAGUGAAAAAAUCUUGUAGAUUAAUUCGAAGAGCGCUUAUGAAGAAAAGUCGUAGAGGUAGUAAUAAAGGUAUAAGAAAACCAAUAUUUUUUAAUUGUGUACACCCUGAUAUUGAAAUACUGCGUCUCAAACUAUACCAUGAAGGUACGACCAUUAGAAAAACGUUUAUGGAAAUUAUUGACGAAUAUAAACACAUAACAAAAAACAGUAGACUUACUUUUUCUCAAAUAUCUGAUAUACGAUGCGGUUAUGAACGUAUACUUAAUCCUGGGGAAUGUAUAGAUAAAUUAGAUUUGGAAAAAUGUGCAAAUGAAAAUUACAAUUAUGAAUGUUUUCAAAACGGCACUGAUUUAAAUCAUACUAUUAUUUUUAACGAUCUCACUACGGUUAAUAAUGAUGAUUUUGAUUUAGAAUUAGAUGAUUCUGAUAUUAAACCAGAGAAUGUAUUAAAUGAAUCUGACAUGAUUCCUAACUUUUCUGGUUUCGUAUCAACUACCGUUGUCAAUCAAAAGGCUGAUAAACUUCCACAACAUAUAAUUGAUUGGGUUGAAGAAGUUCGAUCUCGUAAUUACUUUAGAUACAAAUUAGAAACAUUAAAUGGAAUAUAUAUUGCAGAUAAUUUAAAUGAGUCCGCCGAAUUAAUAGAGAAAGAAGUUCAUACAAAAUUUACUUCCAAUGAAGAUCCCAACAUUCAAAAUGAAAAGGAAACUUUGAGCCAUUGUUUGGAAGAAUUAAUGUCCACGGAUAGUUUAAUACAAGAAAGAACUGUCACAAUCAAUCAAGAUAGGGACAUUUAUACCGAUAGUUUAGAAGAAAAAUCUGUUAUAAAUUAUUCAGAAGCAGAAACAUCUGAAAAUUUAGAAAAAAAAAUUCCCAUGGUGAAUUUAGAAAAAGAUAUUUCCAUGGUGAAUUCAGAACAAAAAAAUUUAAUUGGUGUUUUAGUGAAAAAAACUUCUACAAAUAACUCAGAAGAAGAUGAAGAAGUAGAUGAAGAAGUAGAAGACGAAGAAGAAGAUGAUGAUGAAGAUGACGAUGAAGAUGAUUUUGAUGGCGAUAUUAAUGACAGUGAUGAUAAUAAUGAUGAUGAUAAUGAGGGAAGAGAAGGAGGAAGAGAAGUAUCAACUAUAAAUAAUACUUCAGAAGAGAAAAAUAUUUGUUCAAAGAUGUCGGCAAUAAAUGCAUAUUUCAAAAAAAUUCUAUUUAGACAAUCAUUGCAAGUAUACAAAUCAGAAAGAAAAGUUUUGAGACGCCUUGUAAAUGGAGGUAAGAUAAGUCGAAAGUUACUUGCUAAAUUAGGUUUACCAGUGGAAUUGUUUCAACAAAUUAUAUACUAUGGGGGUUUAAGAUUGGCAAUUCGUAAAGAGCUACGUUUUCAUCAUUUAGAAUUCAUAAGCGAUAAAAAAUAUAAGAAACUAUUAAAGUCAAUAAAACGUAAUAAUAGUAUGGUACAACAAUUUUUUACAUUUAAUGGAGUAGUAAACUUUUUAAUUUGGCCAUUGGGUAAAGAUAUUGUUAAUAGUAUUAUUCCACACUGUAGUCCAAUUAUUAACACUUUAUUUGUGUUUGUUAAAGAUGUCAUUUCUAAAUUUUGCGAAAAGGUAAAAAUAUUUUUACGUGAAUCUGGUUUAACAAUCGUAUUAAACAAAGAAUCUCUUUUUGAAAAUUUAUGUAAUGAACAGAUAAGAAAAGAUGCUUUUACAACUGAGCAAUCACUGGAAUAUGCAAAUAUCAAUAAUCCUCAUGUGUCAGAAAAAUUAAUCACUGGACAUCUAGAUUUAACAAAUACAUCAUGUUGUAUUAAGAAAAAUAGUUCUAAUGCAGAAAUAUGCAAGAGUAUGAUUAAUAUCUUAAAAUCAGAUAAUUCUAGCUUACUGUCUUGGGAAGAAUGUAAUAACUUCAAUAAGUUCAAAUCUAAACUUUUGCAAGUUGGUCUUCCAUUACCAAUAGAGAAAGACAAUACUAUGUAUGGUGCAAAAUUUAUUGAACUGUAUGUAAGAUGGUUUUGUGAGGAAUACCUUCGAGGCGACCAAUUUUAUAAAUUGGCUAUAAGUAUCUUGAAAAAUAUUGUUAUUCAAAUCAAUACUGUUGACGAAGUUGAUAUGGCAAUCGAUAACGCGUUAAUCAUAUUGUAUCAAGAUCCAUGUUUUGCAAAGGUCUAUAAAUCAUAUAUUAAUGCAAAAAAUCCCAAAUGUUUGACUAGCUCAAAAUUUGAAAAUUCUAGCAAUGACAAAAAUCAUAGUGAUUAUAAAGAUUGCAAUAAAAGAGGUAUUGAAGAAGUAAACAUUGAACCAGUGAAUGUUAAAACAAAUACGAUAGACGCCGAUAAUGUUGAAAUGUCAUCUGUUAUUAGCGAAGUUUCCACAUCUAAUGUGUUUGAUGAAUUAAAUAAUAUUCAAGUUAAUGGUUCAGAGGCUUCAAAUCCACAAUGUUUAAAUUAUAACUCAAAAAAUGAUUUUAUUCAUGAUUUUUCAAAAUUAUUAAGUGAAAAUGGCGAUGGCGCGUCUAAUAAUUUGUUUGAAAAUAUCGAUGUCGAUGAAAAUAAUCUAUUUAAUACUGGCUUUAUAAAUAUUGAUGAUUCUAAUUGUAAUCCUCUACAGUUCAAUGAAGCUAAUCCAUUUGAUGAUUUUACAAUAACUAAGUUGUUCGAUGAUAAUAUUCCACUUGAAACUCAUUCGGUUAAUGACAUGUUAGAAAUAAACUUACAAUUUCAACAAGAUAAGAACACAGAAGAAGUUUCACUGAUAUCCUCAUGUGAUGAACUUGUUAAUUAUGCAGUGAGCGAUGAAAUAAGUCUUGAAGAUCUUAAUAUGGCGGCAGUUAGUUACGAAUAUGGUUUUGAUAAUGCUGGGGUUCUAUCGCCUCCUUACAAUUAAAUGUUAUCAGGUAUAUCAAAAACUAAUUGAAAAAAUAGAUAAUUUAAAAAUUAUUAAUUAAUAAUUAGAAUCUAUCUAUAGUAAACUUUUGUUUGUUAAUUAAUAAUUUUUAUUUGUUUACAAUUAUUAAAAGUAAAACUUCACUCUUACUAUCUUUAUUAUAAUAUUU
Aphis gossypii (cotton aphid) is the source of this 4453-nucleotide messenger RNA. Its product is annotated as protein PFC0760c-like. The record is from RefSeq and is a predicted model, not a curated record. Lineage: Eukaryota; Metazoa; Arthropoda; Insecta; Hemiptera; Aphididae.